GCGAAGUCUUCGGGUUGAACUUGAAGCUUUGAAGUUGAUAUCGGCAAUGACGGAAGCACUUGAAGCACAACUAGAGACUCUUACAAAUGAGAAUGUAUUUUUACAAAAAUAUUUCUCACUGAGGAAAAAAUGUGAACAGUUACAACAGGCCAAUGAGAAGAUUGUAAACAGGAUACAACAUGUGAAGAAACUCAUCAAAAGAUACAAACGAGAGAGGAGAUUUCUGGCAAAUCGUCUAGAUGAUCAUGGAGAUGAUUACAGAAAUGCCCAGAUCCCUGUAAUGUGGGAAGAAGAUAAGAUAUAUGACCCAGUUCGACCAAUGAAAAGCAGCGAUUACAGGUCACAAGGGGUUAAACAUUCUUCAGACAUCAUCUCUGCUGUUAGUCCUCGAGUUCUAGCAGACAUGGGGCAGGUUUCCUCCAGUAAAUCUAAGAAGAAGAUGGAGAAAGUGAAGGAUUUUGUGGGUCCCAAGAAACCUGCCAAUGCCUUUUUGUUGUUUUGUCAGCACCGGAGAACAGCAGUAGCCGAGGAUUACUUUAAGGAAAAACAUGAAGAAAUAUCAAACCAUGAAUUAACUCGCAGAAUUGCACUAGAGUGGAAUAUUCUCAAACCAGAAAAGAAAAAGGUUUACUUUGAUAUGUAUGAGCACGAGAAAGAACAAUAUGAGAGAGAAAUGAAGAUCUAUCAAGAACAGGAGCUGUCGAGGAGGAGUGACAGAGAGAUGACCCGAGGACUAGACAGGUCCGAGGAGGCUGUAGACGCAGCAGCCAUGGGAAUGGAGGCCCAGAGUGCUGUAGACGCUCUCAUGAUGGACAACUGACAAUUCAGCUGGAUCAAAUCCAGUUCAUUCUCAAUGCUUUAUAAGUCCUGCUUCAUGGUAGCAACGAUUGCUGAAACUGUACAUCAGACUUUA
Saccostrea echinata is the source of this 913-nucleotide messenger RNA. RefSeq lists its product as uncharacterized. Gene Ontology annotation, biological process: regulation of gene expression. The record is from RefSeq and is a predicted model, not a curated record. Lineage: Eukaryota; Metazoa; Mollusca; Bivalvia; Ostreida; Ostreidae. The coding region runs from base 47 to 820 and encodes 257 amino acids. Gene Ontology annotation, cellular component: nucleus. The transcript is spliced from 7 exons.